Molecule: messenger RNA, 7853 nt
Organism: Pristis pectinata (smalltooth sawfish)
Lineage: Eukaryota; Metazoa; Chordata; Chondrichthyes; Rhinopristiformes; Pristidae
Product: muscleblind-like protein 3
Exons: 11
Coding region: 1342-2451 (369 amino acids)
Molecular function (GO): metal ion binding
Source: RefSeq, a predicted model, not a curated record
AGCACUGGCUGUCUGGAGUGUACCAUCUGAGGCUUGCAUAGAAGGGAAACGACAACAAGCUAAUGCUGAAUUAUCAACCAGCAGGGAAGAUUAGGUGCUCAAAAUAAAGCCCGGGUGGGGCUGAUAAAUGGUGAUAUGACUUAAUUACAGAAUAAAUGCAGUCAAAGGCUGGCAGAAUUAAGCUUCUCCAUUUUUGUCAGCUCACAGAAAUACUUGACUACGAUCGACUUCUUAUAUCCCAGAGCUGCUAAGUCCGAGCCCGGUUGCAUGGCUCAGCUAUGAAGUUAUGAACAUGAGACGUACGUUAAUUUAGUUACAUCUAAUGAUGUCAGAUGUCUGCAUUUAAAAUGGCGGGGGUCAUUAUACACCCAUACUGAAUCCCCAACCCUUACCAGGGGUGUUUUCGCUGAGUGCAAUCAGUGUCCUCCUUCUCCUCCUCCAGUUUCACUUUGAAUGUCUGCUCGCAGCCGGCUCUGGCUUCUGAACACCACCACCUGCAGGUCUCCUUUCAAGUUACACACCAACGUGACCACCUAUGCUGUUCCAUUGUCACUCAGGUUGUUGAAAAGUGCCUUUACUGAAGAAUCUGCUGCUUGGAUUUCUAUCUCGGGCUGUUUUCCCCCUCUUUUGGCUUUACUUAAAGCAGCUUUGGAGACGACAAUUCACCCAUCCUUUAUGUUUUGCUGAGCGCCCAUUUUUUUUUCCCUUCCCUGCCUUUUCCAGGUUCAACAGCUAGUGUUUCCUCCCAUCUUUUUUUUUCUCUCUCUGCUUCGCUCCAUCUUCAUCUUUGGCUGUUUUACGAUCAGUUAAUGCGCGAUCUUGGGAACAGAAGCGAGAAAUCUUCACCUCCCUCUCCCCAAGAGAAGCAAAGCUUAACUGUAACCAGAAGCACGGACAGCAACAUAUGCUACGAGAGAAUUAAUCAGAACCAGUUACUGGAGAGAACGGAAUUUCACUGACAGGCUGCUGUCAUCUUUGAGCAAGUUCUUCCCUUGGCACAAAAGGCGAUACAUUUGUCUGCCAACGCACAUCGAAAGGGGCUAACCCGUUAAUCAAUGCCCGCCAGUUUGUGUGAUGAAUUCUUUUUAAUUUAAGAUUGGCUCUUUGACCAAUGUCAUGUAUCUGCACAGUGAUCUGACUAACUGAAAACCUAAGUGCUGAGAAGAAAAAAAAGGAAUAUAUUUUUUAACCAAAGGAACAAGUUUAUUUGUUGAGUUAUAAUUUUAACUUACUUUUAUACACUUUUUUCUAAAACUGGUACUGUUCUUGGGGGGGGUGGGGAGAAAAAAAAAGAUAAAGUGGGGGGAUUUUGUUACCCACAUAUCCUUUCAGUUUCCUAAUAUGGCUGUAAAUGUUUCAAUGAUCCGUGACACAAAAUGGCUGACUUUGGAAGUGUGUCGAGAAUAUCAGAGAGGAACAUGUUCUCGUUCCGAUGCAGAGUGCAAGUUUGCCCAUCCUUCACGCAGUUGCCACGUUGAAAAUGGCCGUGUCAUUGCCUGCUUUGAUUCACUGAAGGGGCGUUGCACUCGGGAAAACUGCAAGUACCUGCACCCGCCCCCGCACUUGAAAACACAGCUGGAGAUCAAUGGGCGGAACAACCUGAUCCAGCAGAAGACUGCAGCAGCCAUGCUGGCACAGCAGAUGCAGUUCAUGCUGCCUGGCACGCAACUGCAGCCCAUGACCACAUUUCCUGUAACUCCGUCUUUAGCUACAAAUCAUACAAUGGGUCUUAAUCCCUACCUGAGUCACAUGAGCCAUGGGAUGGGAUUGGUUCCAACAGAACUUCUACCAAACACACCAGUCCUGGUGUCUGGAAAUCCCACUGUUACAGUCCAAGGGAGCACAGCUUCACAAAAGCUAAUAAGAACAGACAAAUUAGAGGUUUGCAGGGAAUUUCAGCGUGGAAAUUGCACUCGGGGCGAGAACGACUGCCGCUACGCACACCCAAUGGAUAUGGGAAUGAUCGACUCAAAUGAAAACACAGUAACAGUUUGCAUGGAUUACAUCAAGGGCCGCUGCUCAAGGGAGAAGUGCAAGUACUUUCACCCGCCUGCACAUCUGCAAGCCAAAAUUAAGGCUGCCCAGCACCAGGUGAACCAGACUGCAGCCGCUGCCAUGGCUCUCCAGCCUGGUGCUCUCCAACCUUUACCAAAGAGGCCAGCACUUGAAAAAACCAAUGGUGCCACCACAGUGUUUAACCCCAGUGUUUUCCACUACCAACAGGCUCUAGCUAAUAUGCAGCUGCAACAACCAACAUUCAUCCCAACAGGCUCAGUGUUGUGCAUGACUCCCACUGCAAGUGUUGUACCCAUGAUGCACGGCGCUACGCCUACCACUGUGUCUGCAACAACAACACCUGCCACCAACGUUCCCUUCGCAGCAACAGCCAAUCAGAUGCCCAUUUUAUCAAUAGAUGAACUCAGUAGCAGCAUGUUUGUUACACAGAUGUAGACCUUACGAAUAGAACAGACGUCAGGCUGAAAUAAUGAACAGCAAUCUGGUGGAGUACCAGAACAUCUCCUCUGGGAGCUGCACAUGGCCUUUCUGUACAUACUCCCAUCACUUCCCUCCUACCACCUCCACAGUAAGCCUACCACAGCCUACAUGCUAACCAAAACCAAAAUGAUGGGAAUGUCAAGAAGAAAAACAAAAGCACUAUAAAAAUGUCAAGUAUAUUUACUUACUCCUGUUAGACACUACGUAUGUGUAGUAAUUAAAUGAGGUAUACUACUUCUUAUAUCUCAUUGCUGUAACACAUUUAUAAUCAAUUCAUGUUAAUAGUGAAAAGCAUUUUCAACGUAUGAAGACUGUUGGUUUAAUGUAUAUUAUCAAUGGAAAUUGUUUAUCCGUCUCAAUUUUUAUGUAAGAGUGUUAUCUUAACUGAAUGUUAAGUUUACAUCAGAAUAAAAAAAAUAGUUUUGUUUUUAAGGAAAUGUCUUUCGUGGAACAUAUUCCUCAAUAGCCUCCUAUUUGAUCAUGUUCCCUUUUAAGUCCUUAUUACAAAGAAAAAAAUGAAUGUCAUUGAGAAACAGGACAAAAAUAAUUGAACUAGAGAGUGAGCCUGCCUUUAUCUGUGUAUCCCCUUUCCAAUUAUGCCUUGUCUACGUAACAUCAAAUUUUAUAAACUUAUAGUACAGCCAGAUUUAAUGGACAUGUUUUGUAUAGCAAUAUUUUCAGUGUAAAUAUUGAUGCAUGCUUCACUACUACACAUUAGCUAGUUAUGAUCAGGGACAUUGUGCAGUACUCAACCAUAUAAAUACUUUGUUCAAAAUCUUACAACAACUUAUAUUAGUACUAUCUGUGUGGACAUAUUAAAAAACAAUUCAACUGAUAUUUGAGUGGCAGAUAUGCGCUGGUCAAUCUGUAAUGUUGACGAGUCAUUGUAACAGCCAACAUCAGAGAAAAGACUGGCAUUUCUGCUAAUGGCAUGCUUUCUAUUGCAAACAUUUUCGUCCUGUUUUUCCUCCUGAACUGUUGUGAUGAAAUAGGCCUGGCUAUUGUGGAAUAGCCUUGCAUGUGUUUGUGUAUAAACUCAUUAUAUAGCUGGUCAGAACUACUUCCUUUUCAUUGUGUUCCAGUGCCUCAGAGAGAGCCAGGUGAGUGUCACUAGCCUGAAUGAAUGUCGUGUACUGACAUGAUUAAAAAGGGCCCUGGUUCUUUGAAGCUAAAACAAAAUAACUUGGCCCAAUCAUUUCCGUGAUUUGCCAUCGAGGUAUGGGGAGUUGUUUUUCACUGUGAUAGACCCUAGAGGAGAGUUUUCACCUGGCUGCCUUGGGCCCUACACAUGCUUUGACGGCAUUGGCUAGGAGUGCAGGAAUAAUAAACAGUGCGCAGUAAUGGGAUUUCAAUUAUAAUGGAUGCUCCACAUUCUUCUGCUUUAUUGGGUGAGUUGGAGAGCUGUUGGGAAAGACCUAGGUUAACACGUGUAAAGAUCUGGAAGCCAGUGAGGCAGUGGACCCAUCCGGAGUCAGAUAAAACUGACACUGGCUGAGGCAAUUCACGUGCUCUCCAUUUUGGUCCUUCCUUGUGAUCCAUGUAUCUGGGUUAACUAGGCCAAGUCCUGUUACAUUGUGUAAUGUCCAAGGCAACGCCAUUAAAAGUCGGGUAUGUGCAAAACCUAUUUUGGAUCACUACUGCAAAUGUAAACCAGUGGUUUUACUAGUGUAUUAAUACAGGGAGGAGGAAGGUGCUGUCUGAAUGUUAAGAAGUAGGUAACUGGAACAAGUUCAUUAAUUCCAAUGGAAAAUUCAGGCUUGGGUUGAUAACCAGCAAGUAACAUUCAAACCACACAAGUGCCAGGCAUGUCCAACAUCUAACCACCUCCCCUACACAUUCAACGCUCAUUACCAAAUCUGACCCAUAAAUGUCCUGGAGGGGAGGGGGUCACCUUUACUAGGGCUACCCCAAAUAAAAACAAUGGCUACAAAAAUAGAGCAGUGUUCACUGAGCAACUUCUCAUCUGACUCUCCAAAGCCUUUCCACCAACUACCAAUCAUAAGUUGAGAGGCUAAUGGGAAAGACUUUCCCUGGGUGAGUUUGCUCCCACACUUAAAAAGCUCAACACUAUCCACUAUUGGCUCCCCAUCCACCACCCGAAACAUUAACUCUCUCCAACGACGCACGGUGGCUGCAGAGUGCACCAUCAAACUCAGAAGGACAAGGGCAGCAGGAGCAAUGGGAACACCAUCAACUGCAUGUUCCCCUCCCAAUCACACCCUAUCCUGUUUUGAACAUUGUCAUUGGGACAAAUCCCGAAACUCCCCACCAGAUUAAUCACACACACUUUAAAUGUGUGGAUCAACAUCACUUCCUCAAGGGCAUAUAGCAUUUGGUAAUAAAUGCUGGUCUUGCCAGCGACAACCACAUCUCUUAAUUGAAUAUUAUAUAAAGAACAAUCCUUUGAACUGGCUUGUACAUAAAACUAUCAAACCUUCAUUCACACUGCCAAUUCCCCAGCCCAAAUGCAGGAGGAUGUAAAUUUGGAAAUUUAAAUAACUUAUCGUCUCAAAAAAAGGAAGGCCAGAGGUUCUCGUUAAUAAGGACUAUGGAGAUACUUAGAGUAGUUUCGUGAGAUGCCACAGAUGUUUUAAUAUCGCUGGCAGAUUACAAAAAGAGAGAUUUAAAAGGAACAUAAGUUCAAGUCACUAGUGUCGCCAAAUAAAAAGGAAAAUGUGCAAAAAAAUGCCACUUUUAAAGCCGCACUACUAAGAAAAACAAUAUUAAAUGUGCAAUCAGUUAUUCCAGUGAUUUAAAUAAAAAAAAGGAAGUCGCUAGACUAUAAAAGUCAUUAGCUCAUGUACAUUCUUCAUUAUAGUCACAUUGUCUGAAAGUGACUCUAAAUAAAAAGUUCCUGCUUCAAGGAAUCAUUUCUUUGUAUCACAUAAAUGGAUGGGCUGUUCUCUGGUGCGAGUUACCAUUAGUUUCAGUCCCCAUUGACUUUCAAGUCACCUAUCACUGAAACAUCUCUUUCACAUUAUCCAGAGUUUUGUUUUUCUUUUGUUUAGUUCUCUCAGCCUUAUGCAAAUGAUAUGCAAGAAAUCCUGAGUCUUGGAUAAAACGGGUCACACAAGGAAAAAUGGGAAGAAGAGGGUCGAGGACAGAAACAGGGAAUUUUCUAGAUAGACUGGAUAAAGAUAUUAACCUUCACCACAAGCGCACCACAAAGCUAGGUUAAUGACAGUAAUUAGAAUAGUGCUUUGAAGCCACUGAAAUGGUUAUAUUAAUUGGGAAAGUCAUUGUUACCAGCCAUAUGUUCCAUUAACUACUUGGGAAUUUUAGUUCAUGUAGUUUGCUGCGACUGUUGGUGAAUCUGACAGGACUGUAUAGUACUAAAUUACUUCACUCUUGUGUGUUUCACAGUAAUGUAUGCUGAGAAUGAAACAUCUAUGGAGAAAAGUUCCAUUCCUCUCAGAAGGAUCAGCAAGAUAAUGACAUAAUUAAACUGUGUGCCUGUUAUAGGCCUUAGAUGCUAUAAUGGUUUAAAAUGAUAUAAUCUUUAGAAGUUUGAGCCAAUAAUCUCAAUGUAAGUACAUAACAGCACACAAUAUAGUAUCAGUGAUAAGACUCAAAUCUAAAUUUUUCACUUUCUAACCCUGAUUGCUGUAGUUUCUUGACUUUUUACGUUGAUUGCUUAGUUUUAAUUGCAGUCAGUUAGGAACUAACAAUUUAAAUCUGAGGGACUGUUAAAAGAAGUUUGGUUUUAACAUUUCUAUUUGAAAACAUUUAUUAAUUCAUUAAAAGUCAUUUAUUUUAAUGCUAACCUUCACUGGGAUAUGGUAAAAAUUUAAUACAAUACAUACCUAGUUUAUGUAGUUUACAUUUUAGAACAAAAUUAACUUUGUAUGUAACUCUUACAAUGAUAGAUUCAUUGUUAACUAAUUAUGAUAUUGAGUUGUUGCUAUGGCAACAAAACUACAACAUGGCUACCUUUGUAUAAAUUAUUUGUGAAUUUUCACUUGUAAUUUUAAAAAAAUGUACAUCGGCAUGAACUUAAAAAAGGUACAGUUAGACACACUCAGGCGAAGAUAAAUGAUAUCCUUUGACUAUCUUGAAUACCCAAAGUUCCACUCAAAACGUACAUGACCUGAAUCUGUGUCUGUACAUUUUAUUUCUCAGUCAAGGAGGUUUACAACACAUUGAGGUAGAACCGGGUUUUAUAACUAGAAAGUGUGGUAUGGUGUUGUAAAAAAAAUCUGAAAAAUCUGAGAUUGCUGCAGUUUAACUGAUUUGACCUGUUAGUGUGUGAUUGUGUGUGACACAUCUUUUUUUUGCACUUAUGUACAUAGUUAUUGAAAGAAAAAAUUCAGAUCUUAUUUUGAAUAAAAAAAGGAUUGUGUUAAAUACGGGAAAGUUUGUUACGGUAAAUAAGUUUGGCAUUGCUAAAGGUUUGGGGGAAAAUAAAGGAAAGGAGGAAUGGUUUUUGCUAUAAACACUUAUCCGCAAGCAUGACGGCGCUGUGCUGUUAAGAAAAGCUUUGUAGUUCUGCCAUAGCUUUACUGUGUAAUGAACGGUUCGAGAGGCUGAAACCAAGCCCUCAGCAGCCUGAUAUUAUCCUACUGUUGAAAUACUCUAAACUGUAAAACAAAGAGAAAUUAGCCAUCAUCACACAAAAUAAACAGAAAACAAAACAAGUCAUGUUACACUGAUCUGAAAGGUCCAAGUUCUACAAUACUGUACACAGACGCACUCUGACGGUGGAAGCCUGAUUUUGUUGCCAUGGCUGCUUUUUGGUAGCAGCUGAGGGAUGAGAGACUCUGUUCCAGGGUCACCGUGAGCAUCUGUAAAGGGGAACCUGUGCGGUUGUUCAUUUAAGGCGCAUUUGUCACUUUUAUCCUGCGCCAGAGGGACUUUUUUGUUUUGCAUCUGAAACUCCAAUUUAUUUGAAAUUUCUGAUAUAUGUGUGUGUGCGUGUGUGUGUGUGUGUGUGUGUGUGUGUGUGUGUGUGUGAGAGAGAGAGAGAGAGAGAGAGAGAGAGAGAGAGAGAGAAAGAAAGGUUGUUUCUGUGACGGGUCGGAAUGUGACUACAACCUCGCACUUUAUUUAAUACCACUCCUCCCCACGUUUCACAGCCCAGAUCACAUGAACUGACUCACACCUUGCUGUGAAUGUAAUAUUUCCCCUUCAAAGCAAAGGUCCCCAAAUCGCACAGAAGUUGAAGCUGUUCAUUCCCUCAACUGCUACAAGCAAGACAGUAGCUUUGAAUUUCUUUUCUCUUUAGAUUGCUGCCAGAUUAGCUCGCUAUAGUGCUUGUAUGUGCUUUAGAUAAAAUGUGCUGUAUGCUACAUAUUUCAGUAUUUUACCUUUUGCCAUUGAUUAAUUUCUGACCUUUUAAAAAAAUAAAGUGCUUAAAAUGG